Messenger RNA from Anopheles coluzzii, 2202 nucleotides. Its product is annotated as serine protease snake-like. The transcript has 3 exons. NCBI's taxonomy places the organism in Eukaryota, Metazoa, Arthropoda, Insecta, Diptera, Culicidae. The record is from RefSeq and is a predicted model, not a curated record. Gene Ontology annotation, biological process: proteolysis. Gene Ontology annotation, molecular function: serine-type endopeptidase activity. Bases 1002 to 1955 code for a protein of 317 amino acids.
UAAAGCAGCAACCUUUACAAUCAAAUUUUGUGGUAGCAUUUGAGAAGGCUUAUAAUUGUGCAAUGUUUUUUUUUAUUUCUCAUCACUGUAGUUACGCUUGAUAACAAUCUAUUUAAAAAUUGAAACAAAUUAACUUUUUCCAUCAUAGAAAACGUAUUGACAGGUUGUUUAAAACAUUGAAUAUAGCAUAGUAUAAAUAUUGCAAUCAUAUCAGUCUGUAGUGAACUAGUGUUACCAUUAUUAUGCGAAUUUGGCCAUUAUUGUAGAAAAUAUUACCAAGAAAUACAUUUGAGUAAGUCAGCUACAUUUCAUAGUACAUGGGAUCCUCGCGUUCCAGUGCCUCACUUGUUAUGCGAAAAGCUGUUUUCCAUAUAACGUGAAUGUAAAGUAAAACAAUUGGUUUGAGGAGCAAAACAAACAAAAAGCUAAAACAAUACACUAUCCUAGGAAACCUCUCGUAAUGGUACUUUGCGUAUUGGUCGUUUUUUUAACAACAUUAACGGUAAUGAUGCAAAACAAUAAAUAAUAAUGCAAAAGCUGUUGCUCGUUUUGUGAAAUUUCGUUCGUCGCGUUUAGUUCAGACACUUCGCACAUUAUAGUAACAUAACUGAAUAUAAUUUACAAUCAUCGAUUAAUUCGAAGUUGGAUCAGCGAUCGCAUGAAAAAAAAUAUGCUGGAGAUUAAUGGUAGGAGCUUUGUUGUUGUUGUUUGCGGUCAAUCGUGUGUCAACACAAGAUGUGUGUCAAGAUGUGUGGGUAAUUAGUGCAAUAUGUCUAUUGAUAAGUGAUGGUGGGUCGGUAUAGUUCGCUACCGUUUUUAAAAACAUAAACAUGUUCCCAGUGGUGUAAAUUUAGUAUAAAUAGAGACCCGCACGAUCGGAAAGGCAAGUUGCAACUUCUAUCCUGAAUGAUACAGUACGCGACUAAGAGCUCGAAAGGUCUUUGUAAUUACUCAGAGCCUAUGCCGUCUGCGAGAGUUUAAUAGUGUCCAAGAUUAAAACAAUGUCCAUCUGGAGGGUGCAAUGUGUAGUGCUAGUGUUGGUGCUAUGUCGAUGGGGUUACAUCGCUCAAGGUCAACGGCUGACCACCCGAAAAUGUGAAGAGUACCGAAAUAUAGUGGUCAACCAAUCGUCGUUGGUACCGCUCACAAUUAAUUCGAAACCGAUCCGGUUCGAGGUGUACAACUGUAGCAACGUCGUCCAGCUGAUCGUCGGCGGGGAGCAGGCAAAGUACGGCGAGUUUCCGCAUCACGCCCUACUGGGCUAUCCUAAGAAGGAUGGAGAGAAAGGUUACGAUUUUCUCUGCGGUGGUACGCUCAUCAGCAAUCAGCACAUCCUGACCGCUGCUCAUUGUUUCAAUGAAGGUGAUCCGGUAAUCGUGCGGGUCGGUGAGUACGAUACCAAGUCGGAAUCAAACGACGAAUAUGAUAGCGACAUUGCAAGCAUCCGGCGACAUCAGGACUACUUGAGUACACGCUCGUACCAUGAUAUUGCGCUGGUAAAGCUAAAGUACCCGAUCAUCCUAUCGAAACACAUCCGGCCAGCCUGUCUGUGGGAUACGGAGGAGCGCAACAUUACGCGCUACAUUGCGACCGGGUUCGGGUAUAACGAAACGUUCGGCACUACACUGUCCACCGUGAUGAUGAAGGUGAAUCUGGACGAGUUUCCGGUCAGUGAUUGUAAGCGCAGUUUUAAGAGCCAUCCAAAGUUUCGUCAGGGUGUUCGUGAUGGGCAGCUGUGCGUCGGUAGCAUCGUCGAGGGCCGUGACACCUGCCAGGGCGAUUCGGGUGGACCGCUGCAGGUGGUGACCAACCCGAGAUCCUGCUCGUUCGCGGUGGUUGGUAUCACGUCGAUUGGAGGGGUUUGUGGCGGUCCCAAUGCGAAGGCGAUCUACACGAAGGUUUCACACUACAUUGAUUGGAUAGAGGACAACGUGUGGGGUGCUAAUGCGAUGUGAGAUAAAAAUAAGAUAAAAAUAUCACCACAAUACUAUCGCAUGGUAGAAAUAUGUUAAGGAUGCUCCUAGUGUUAUGUUGGUAAGAACUUAUUUUUCAUAACAUUAUACGACAAUAUAUUUUAAAUUUUUAAUAUUUUCUCUAAAAUUAAGCUUGGAGCAGUAAAAACAAAAAAAAACAAUAAUGUGUGCAAUCUGCUAAGAAUGAGUUUGAAAUAAAAUGAUCGCAUUUAAGCGAGGUAAAAAACAA